CGUCACAUUUUGAUCGUUGGCUGGAAUCCGGUUACUGUUGGGCGAGCGCGUCAUUUGAAGAAAUGUCAUCCCAAACUUCAGAAACGAACGCUUCUAAAAGAAGCCUGCGCGAGAAAACGAGGGAGAGCUUCAGAAAGCUACGAAAGGAGAACCGGACCAAGAUCAACCGCUCGAUGGGAACAGCCUUUUACGCGCUCAGGGAGGUGAAGAGCACAGCACGCCAAACCUUGUCCAACGUCAAAUCAGCAGUUGAAAACAUCUCCAACAAAUGCCUGCAGGGCAGGCAAACUCGGACCAGGUAUCGUCUGCCCAAGUCCUACUCUCCGCUGAGGUGUCAGACACCCGUGAAGUUGUACACCCCAUUCGGCAUUGAGACGCCCAGUCCGAGGACUCCCGGCUACAAGAGUGCCAGGAGGCAACGCACACCGAGAAGUUGCACGCCAGGGACACCUGCUCGGAAACUGAAACAAGACUUGCAGGACAUCUCGGACGGAAUUGAGGAGCUGAAUACAGUGGCGGAGAGGAUCUGCAAGAGAGCUUCCAAGUGAUUACGCUACAAACUUCUAGGGCACAAAUACCUGGCUUGCAAGCUGCAUCCACCCCAUGCCAAAUACUUGCAUUUACUGGCUUCUCAUAAUCAUGUGCGCAUCUAUCAUUUCGCAGUGGACUGACCGUACCAGUGCAGCCUGAAUCUCAUACCAGUGGAUCUGUGUAGUGUUGCAAUUGCUUCUUCAGGGUUCUGCUUGCGCUUAUCUGAAGGCAGUUGUGUGUUAUUUUUCCAAUUCAUGCGUAAAUGUUUGUGCACUGUAUGACCAUAAAAAAGAAGCACGUUGGACUCUACCAAAGCUUGCUGCCAGAUGGCAGCAAAUAUUUUUGCGUGCAUCUGUGUGUUGUUGAGAUUCUUUAAAAAAAUAGUGGCAACUGUUUGUGCACGUCGGUGCACUGUUGAGAUUCUUAAAAAGAAUUAUGUAACUAUUUUACCUAUUGACAUUUCAAAAGCUUUUAGGAUUAUAUAAGUGACAAUGUCUCCAUGGCAGCUUUUUUUCUUCUUUUUUUUAAACUUUUUUAACAAGUGAGCAUUUUCGUAUUACGACUACAAUACCAAGUCUUCUGUAAUGACUUGUACUCAACUAAUAAACUAACAUCUCAAAAUGUA
This is a messenger RNA of Ixodes scapularis (black-legged tick), 1156 nucleotides long. RefSeq lists its product as uncharacterized. NCBI's taxonomy places the organism in Eukaryota, Metazoa, Arthropoda, Arachnida, Ixodida, Ixodidae. The coding region runs from base 63 to 548 and encodes 161 amino acids. The record is from RefSeq and is a predicted model, not a curated record. The transcript is spliced from 3 exons.